Molecule: messenger RNA, 693 nt
Organism: Chaetomium strumarium
Lineage: Eukaryota; Fungi; Ascomycota; Sordariomycetes; Sordariales; Chaetomiaceae
Exons: 2
Coding region: 1-693 (230 amino acids)
Molecular function (GO): oxidoreductase activity, acting on the CH-OH group of donors, NAD or NADP as acceptor
Source: RefSeq, a predicted model, not a curated record
AUGCCAGUCUACUGCAUUACCGGUACCAACCGCGGGCUCGGGCUCAAGUUCGCCCCGCAGCUAGCCCAGUCGAGCGACAACACCAUCAUCGCCACGACCCGGUCCCUCGACUCGGACCUUACCGAGCUCAAGACCUGCGACACAGGUAAUGUCGCGUCCAUCCACUCCUUCGUCAAGGAGGUGGCCCAGCUGCUCGGCGGCAGCAGAAAAAUCGACGUCCUGCUCAACAGCGCCGGCGUCAACCUCGGCUCGUCGCAGAGCUCGCUCACCCUCGGCCCGGACGAACUGCACAAACAGAUGGACAUCAACGUGAUCGGCCCGGCUAAGGUCGUGGAGCUGCUGCUCGACGCUGGCCUGCUGUCGAGCGACGUACGCAUCCUCAACAUGAGCUCGGGCCUGGGCAGCAUGCAGCGCAGCUCCGAGAUCAAGCCGCGCAAAUGCGCCGGGUACUCCAUCUCCAAGGCCGGCCUUAACAUGCUUACGGUCCACCAAAGCGAGGACCUAAAGCCGCACCUGCCUGGCGCCGUGGUCAUCGCCAUGGAUCCUGGCUGGGUCAAGACAAGUAUGGGCGGUGACGGGGCGGUCCUUGAGCCGCAUGAGAGUAUUGGAGGGAUGCUGCGGGUGCUGCACGGGCUGCGGAGCGAGGAUAGUGGGCUUUACUAUCAAUACAAUGGCGACAGGAUUCCUUGGUAG